Molecule: messenger RNA, 2115 nt
Organism: Cyprinodon tularosa
Lineage: Eukaryota; Metazoa; Chordata; Actinopteri; Cyprinodontiformes; Cyprinodontidae
Product: heterogeneous nuclear ribonucleoprotein L-like
Exons: 13
Coding region: 116-1768 (550 amino acids)
Biological process (GO): regulation of RNA splicing; mRNA processing
Cellular component (GO): nucleus
Molecular function (GO): mRNA binding
Source: RefSeq, a predicted model, not a curated record
GAGAGGCAGAGCGCAGCUGUGGAGGCGGCAGAGAGCAGCAGACAGACAGAGGAGCUGCUGAGAUCAGGCCGCUCCGCUUUUCCAGCCUACAAUCAUUAUCUCACACCUUCCUGAGAUGGAGGACAAGGAGGCAGGAGGAGGCCAGGGAGGAGAUGGAGGACUCUACCGCUCAGCUAAACGGCCCCGGACCGAGCAGGUGGAGCAGGAGGCCGGGGAAAGGGACCUGGAGGAAGGGGAAGAGAAGGAGGAAGAACCGGGCUCUGCCGACGAGGAUGCAGCGGGGAGCGGAUGGAGCGACAGCAGGAGCCGGAGGAGCGCGAGGAAGGACUCUGUAAGGGACAGUCACCUCAUCCCCCCAUCGUGCGUUGUCCAUGUCCGAGGACUGUGUGAUGCUGUGGUGGAGGCUGACCUGGUGGAAGUACUGGAAAAGUUUGGCAACAUCUGCUAUGUGAUGAUGAUGCCCUUCAAGAGGCAGGCUCUGGUGGAGUUUGACAGCUUGGAGAGUGCAGAACGCUGCGUGAGGCAUGGAGGGAGCGAGCCCAUCUUCAUCGCCAACCAGCAGGCCUUCUUUAACUUCUCCACCAGCCAGAGAAUCACCCGACCCACCAACGCAGACGACCCGUCCAGCAGAAACAAGGUCCUUCUGCUGUCCAUCCAGAACCCGCUGUACCCCAUCAGCACUGAUGUGUUGUACACUGUGUGUAAUCCUGUGGGAAACGUCCAGCGCAUCGUCAUCUUCAAACGUAAUGGCAUCCAGGCCAUGGUGGAAUUUCAGUCGGUGGAAGAUGCUCAGAAAGCCAAAAUGGCGCUAAACGGAGCAGACAUCUACUCUGGCUGCUGCACACUGAAGAUCGAGUAUGCUCGGCCAAACAGACUGAACGUCGUCCGCAAUGACACCUCCAGCUGGGAUUACACCAAACCCUUCCUCCUGCAUCGAGAUCCAGGAAAAGGACGGCACCGCCAGGCCAUUCUGGGAGAGCAUCCAUCUAACGGCUAUGGCCCACACUGCCCCCUGCUGCCUCUGCCCCCUAACAGCAGGUACAGAGGUAGCCAUGAGGUGCAGGAACUGGUCUCCUACAAACACCUCCUCCCAAAGACCUUCUCCUCUUCCUCAUCGCUUCGUUCCACCCACCUGGGCACUAGUGCUGUCGCCAUGGUCAGCGGCCUCCAUCCCAACAAGAUGAACUGCAGCCGCAUCUUCAACCUCUUCUGUCUGUACGGCAACGUUGAAAAGGUAAAGUUUAUGAAGAGCGUUCCUGGAACAGCCCUGGUGGAGAUGGCUGAUGAGUACGCGGUGGACCGCGCUGUGACCCACCUCAACAGCACCAAGGUGUUUGGCAAGAAGCUGAAUGUCUGUGUGUCCAGGCAGCAGGCGGUGAUUCCCAGCCAGGUGUUUGAGCUGGCUGACGGCAGCAGCAGCUACCAGGACUUCAGCCUGACCAGAAACAACCGCUUCAGCAGCGCUCAUGGCCACAGAAACAUCAUCCAGCCGCCGACCGCCGUCCUGCACUUCUACAACGCCCCGCCGACCCUCACCCAGCAGCAGCUGCUCAACUUCUGCUCGGAGAACGACGCUCCGGCCUUCACCAAGUAUAAGGUCUUUGAUGCCAAACCCAGCUCUAAGACUCUCUCUGGUUUGUUGGAGUUUGACUGUAAGGCUGCAGCUGUUGAAGCUCUGACUGUGCUAAACCACCAUCAGUUCAGGAUAACCGGAAGCUCCAACCCCUUCACCAUAAAACUCUGCUUCUCUACUUCCACCCACCUGUGACCCAGAAUAGAGGCGCUCGCCACAAACACACCUGCAGGACAGAAAUGUAGCUUCUCACCCUGAGGAGGAGGAGCUGGUUUUAUGUUUUCUAUGAUGUUUGCAUGCUUCUUCAUAGGAGGGGAUGAGGAUCUGACUGGACUGUUAACAGAUCCAUUUCUAUCACAUCACUGCACAUGUUUGACAUAGAUUACUGAGCUAAUCUCAGUGAAAGCGUUCCUACAAUGCAAAAAAUGGAAAUCUAAAUAAGUCAUUUUUUCCUAAAAUCAGUGCAUUUUUUCUCAAAUUGAGGAGGUUAGUGAGACUUUUUGCCAAUGGAACAAGACGAUAUACAUUUAAAAUAAGAAAAA